AUGGAUCCAUCCACAACAACCGCCCUCUCCGGCUGCGUCACCUCCCUCCAACACAGCAUGUCCCUCCUCGAAUCCUCCAUCUCCAUCCUCGACUCCGGCGUAUCCGACUACCCCCGCCUUUCCCGCGUCCUCUCCACAACCCGACACUUCGAGCUCGUCUCCGAACACGACUUGACAUCCGCUCAAUCCACACUCUUAUCAGAAAUCGGACCGGAAGUGGAAGUGCUAUUAGGGAGAGUGGAGAAGUACUUGGAUGGACUGGAGAGGAGGGAGAAGGGACUCAUUGCGAAGGCGGACUUGCAGGAGGGGAGGUUGGGGAGUGGAUCGAAGGAUGACAGGGGAACGGGGAGGAAGAGUCCGGUUAGAGGGACGGGCACGUUGGAGGAGAUGAAGGGGUUGCAGUUGAGGCAGAAGAAGGAGAGGUUGAGUUAUGCUGUUGAGAGGUUGGAAUUGCAGGCUAGUCAGCGACAGAGGCAGUUGAGGAAGAGUAUGGCUGUGCAGUCGUUGGAGGAUUGA
Zymoseptoria tritici IPO323 is the source of this 516-nucleotide messenger RNA. RefSeq lists its product as uncharacterized. Gene Ontology annotation, cellular component: spindle microtubule; DASH complex. The transcript has a single exon. The record is from RefSeq and is a predicted model, not a curated record. Gene Ontology annotation, biological process: attachment of spindle microtubules to kinetochore. Lineage: Eukaryota; Fungi; Ascomycota; Dothideomycetes; Mycosphaerellales; Mycosphaerellaceae. The coding region runs from base 1 to 516 and encodes 171 amino acids.